Molecule: messenger RNA, 1168 nt
Organism: Medicago truncatula (barrel medic)
Lineage: Eukaryota; Viridiplantae; Streptophyta; Magnoliopsida; Fabales; Fabaceae
Product: inositol-phosphate phosphatase
Exons: 12
Coding region: 145-960 (271 amino acids)
Biological process (GO): inositol metabolic process; phosphatidylinositol phosphate biosynthetic process; signal transduction
Molecular function (GO): inositol monophosphate 1-phosphatase activity
Source: RefSeq, a predicted model, not a curated record
UGGAAUAUACCCUCCUCCUCUGUGUUGUAUGUAUAUAUGAGUAGUGCGUUAGUAGGCGAAAGGUAGGAAGGAUCAAGAAAAAAGCACAGCCUUUCCCAUAUCAUCUCCUUUCUGUUCACUCUCUCUCUACAAUUCCAGAACAAAAUGGUUGACAACAAUGAUUUACACUCUCAAUUUCUCGCAUCUGCUGUCGACGCUGCUCAUAAAGCUGGUGACGUUAUUCGCAAAGGAUUCUCCCAAACUAAACACGUCGAACACAAAGGAUCGGUUGAUUUGGUCACUGAAACAGAUAAAGCAUGUGAAGAACUAAUAUUCAAUCAUCUCAAGCAGCUUUAUCCCACUCAUAAGUUCAUUGGAGAAGAAACAACAGCUGCUUUUGGAACUACAGAACUUACCGAUGAUCCCACAUGGAUUGUUGAUCCCCUCGAUGGAACUACUAACUUUGUGCAUGGGUUCCCCUUUGUUUGUGUCUCGAUUGGUCUUACAAUUGGAAAAGUUCCAACAGUUGGUGUUGUGUACAAUCCAAUAAUAAAUGAGCUUUUCACUGCAGUCCAUGGAAAAGGUGCUUUUUUGAACGGGAACCCUAUAAAAGUUUCAUCACAAACUGAAUUGGUGAAUUCUCUUCUUGCAACUGAGGCUGGAACAAAACGUGACAAGGCAACACUAGAUGCGACCACCAAUAGGAUUAAUAGUUUGCUUUACAAGGUGAGAUCUAUUAGAAUGAGUGGCUCCUGUGCUCUGAAUCUUUGUGGAAUUGCAUGUGGAAGACUGGAUGUGUUCUAUGAAACUGGAUUUGGUGGUCCAUGGGAUGUGGCAGGUGGUGCUGUCAUUGUUAGAGAAGCUGGAGGUGUUGUGUUUGAUCCGUCUGGUGGAGAUUUUGACAUAUCAGCUCAGCGUGUAGCUGCUUCAAACCCUCUAUUGAAGGAUGCAAUUGUUGAUGCUCUGCGCCAAACAGAGUGAAAACUGAAAAAUUGAAGUUAUAUAUUAUUAAUCUAUGAUUAGGAGAAAUUGUGUUACAAGUCAGUCUUUUUUAUUUCAUUUACUUUUUCUCAAAUAAUCAAAACUAUCAAUUUUUGGAUAUUAAAUUAUCCGAUAAAAUUAUUGGAGCAAUUUUAUACUUUUUGUGCGAAUUAUCGAACACUCAAUGAUACAAGUCACUUUAAUGCAA